Messenger RNA from Lodderomyces pseudojiufengensis, 2190 nucleotides. RefSeq lists its product as uncharacterized. Gene Ontology annotation, molecular function: protein binding. The record is from RefSeq and is a predicted model, not a curated record. Lineage: Eukaryota; Fungi; Ascomycota; Pichiomycetes; Serinales; Debaryomycetaceae. Bases 1 to 2190 code for a protein of 729 amino acids. The transcript has a single exon.
AUGACUAUCACUAGCAUUUCAGGAUUACCUAUAGAGAUAAUACAGAAAAUUAUUAACUUAAUUGAUGAUAGAGAUAUUUUAUUAGCAUUAGCAACAAAUACUCAAUUCAAAGAUCCAAUUUAUAAAAGGUUAUUUCCAAAAUUAAAUAUUUUCCAUAAAUACAUAGAUGUUUAUGAAGAAGUCUUUUCAUAUUACUUUACAUCAAAGUUUUUAAAUUUUUUAGACGACUAUGAUAAUUAUGUUCCAAAUGAAAUUUUAACAAAUAUUGAUACAUUAUUUGAAUUGUUUGAAAUUAAACAUAUAAAUUUUAAAAAUACAAAAAUUGAUUUGUUUAUUCAUCCUUAUCACACAAUGGAUGAUUUGAGAUUUUCAAUUGAAAAUUUUAAGAUAAAUUCAAUUAUGUUAAGAUCUGAUUAUGAUUUUCAAUUAGCUAGGAAACUGAAUUAUCGGAAUAAUCCUUAUUUUGCUCAAUUGAAAAACGAAGAAUUUCGAAAACUUACUCUUCCAAACACUUUGGAAAAGUUUGAGAUAGGAUAUGAUAAUAUCUUUUUAAGAAAUUUACCAGAAUCAUUACGUGAAGUAAAAUUGAUAAAAAUUAAGAAUUUAGAUGCAAUUAAGUUACCUUUAUCAUUAAAAUCAUUAUAUUUAUCACACUGCGAGAUAAGUGGGGUAAUGUUAGACUUGAGUUAUCUUCAUCAAUUGAAGGAUUUCGAUUCAUAUGGCAGAAUUCAAAUUGGUAAUGAUUUAUCAUCAGGAAAAUUGAAGUUCCCAUCUUCUGUAAAAUCAAUUUGUUUACAUUCUUCUGAUUUUCAAAGUUUGAAUAAUUUAAGUGACUAUAAAAAUUUGAAAAUUCUUAAACUCAAGCGUUGUAAAGGAUCAAUUUUAUUGUUUAAUACAAUAUUACCUCCUAAUUUAGAAUAUUUGCUGAUUGAAUUUGAUAGAGAGGAAUCAGUGAAUCUUGAUAAUGGGGAUUAUGGUGAGACAAGGAAUUUGAAUAAUGUUAGUACAAUUCACCGACCCGGAGCAGAUUUAUUAUAUGACAUAAGUGGUGAGGAUAUUUUUCCUUCAACUUUAAAAAUUUUAAAAUUGACUUCAAUGAAAAAUAUUAUACUUGACUUCCAGUUGAAUUUACCUAAUUUGGAAGUACUUAAAUUUGCUUUUUCUCCUUUUAUUAAUCCAAGUAAUUUGAUAAAUGAAAACUUAAUCAAUUUGAAAAAAUUGACUGUCAAAUUUUGUAACUCAUCAAUGACAUUGGUCAAAUUACCGAAAAAUUUGGAAUAUUUAAAUCUUGAAAAUAAUAACAUAAGAUCAUUAACACAAUUUAAUUUUAAAAAUUUGAAUAAACUUAGGCAUCUUAUCGUCAGCAGUAAUAAAAUAACUAGAAUUACUGAACAAAUAGCACCAAAUCUAAAAAUUCUAGAUAUUUCAUAUAAUCCAAUCAAAAAGUUACAUCAUCAAGAAAAUUUGGAACAAUUGUUUGUAACAACAUCAACGAACGCAGAUGAUAUUUAUAUCAAUAAUUUAAGAAGUUGCGAAUUAAAUAUUAAAAAUUCUUUAUCUUUAAAUACUGUUUACAAGUUUGAUUCGUGUUACUAUUUAAAAGAAUUAAUACUACGUGUUGAAGUUGUUAAUAUUUCAAAUUUAACUUUUCCUGAUACAAUUGAAAUUCUUGAUAUUGAUUGUGAUAGGAAUGAUACGAAAAAUAUAGAACAUGACUUACAAAAAGGUCUUUAUAAUAUAUCAAAUUGUUACAAUUUGAAAACUUUUAAGUUAAGAAAAUGUAAUAUAGAGCAUUUUAAUUUUAAUAAUCUACCCCAAACUUUAGAAAAUUUUUCAAUUAUUUAUUCUAAAUUAAAAACAAUUGAUGGUUCUUCAAAAAAUUUAAUAAAUUUAAAAUCACUUAAUUUAGAAUAUAACAGAAUUGAUAAUAAUGGAAUAAAAAAUUGUUUAUUUUCAUCUUCAAAAAUUGAAACUAUAAAUUUAAGCAAAAAUGAUAUAAGUGAUAUUGAUUGUAUUAGAAUUGAAAGUUGUCCAAGAUUAAUUGAAUUAAAUUUAGAAAUGAACUCCAAUUUAUAUAUUACUGAUGAAUUUGAUGAAAAAUUAAAAUUAACUUGUCCAAGAUUAAGUGUAAUUAGAGGUCAUAAAGAAACAAAUAAAAAGCGUCAUAUUGAUUAUGUUAGUGCUUAUUAG